Molecule: messenger RNA, 4343 nt
Organism: Coregonus clupeaformis (lake whitefish)
Lineage: Eukaryota; Metazoa; Chordata; Actinopteri; Salmoniformes; Salmonidae
Product: cyclic AMP-responsive element-binding protein 3-like protein 2
Exons: 12
Coding region: 1672-3285 (537 amino acids)
Biological process (GO): regulation of transcription by RNA polymerase II
Molecular function (GO): cAMP response element binding; DNA-binding transcription factor activity, RNA polymerase II-specific
Source: RefSeq, a predicted model, not a curated record
GAUCCCUCCUGAUGACCUGGAUGGAAUUAUGUGAUCCUUCCUUAACCCAUAGGAAGUCCCACCCAGUUGACUACUUCGAUAUGGUGGAAGUCCUCAAUGGCCCUGCCCAUGCUAAAACGUGCUUAUGGGCACUAAAGUCCUCAAUCAUUCUCUAUGAGUGCGUCAGAGAAUGCCUAAACAUUGGGUCACAUGGAUGUAUUCCAUCCCCCAACAUUUUUGUUACGCUACUACUGUAUAAUAAUAGUUUACAUCCAUUUGCUCUACUCUUGGUGGAGUAUUACUGAUGGAACUGAGUUUCAAAGCAGAACGAAAAGGAUUAGGCCUUAAAGAUGAGGAGUUAGGGUUGUUUCUCCAGAGAAACCAAAUCAUAGAUGAGAAAAAUAAAUAUGUGAUGUGUGACUGACUCUCAUCCACAUAAGGCUGUACCCAAAACUAUGAUUGUGCCAGUUUCAUAUUGAAUGUUAUACCACCUGUUUUCUUCUCAGCAUGUCUUUCUGUUCUAUUUCAAAGAGAAUUUGAAACUUGUAACUAUUUGUUUAAUUUCGGUUUCAUUCCCCCUUAAAAAUACCUUCUUUUUUUUCUCCCUGAAAUCACCAGAUUCUCACCUCAAUUCUGGCUGGGCGAAGUUUGUACUCCUGUUGUUUAAUGUACUUUUAUGUAUCAUGUAGAAUAUACCUUUUUUCCCAUAACUUUUGCCUCUCUUAAAUUCAAUAUCCACACAUUAGUGGAAUAUGUUUCUUAGCAGAAUGUCCUCUUUGACCUGUUUUUUGGCAGACAACUCUGGAGUUGCAGAAAAAGUGAAGUUAUUGCAGCAGAAAGUGGUUAUUCGAGCACUUAUUUUCUCAAGCUUUAACUUGAUUGGUUGAUUUGCAUUCCUUGGAGGCAGUGUGUAGAACGAAGGAUUCUUGUCUUUCUCUGAUUUGUUACCUAACGUAUGUUAAUAUUAUUUAAUUGGCUUAUUCUCUUGUCAAUCAAAGACUCGGGCUCAAAGGCUUUGGAUUGGUCGCAGACCCUGUCCGUCACAGACGGUCUGAACAUAAGGACCCGUUUGAUUGGUAUGACGCAGAUGGACAGGAGCGGGGCUUUCUCAGUGUGGAAGUUGUAAAUUCUCCAUCAAUUUCUGACCGAAAUUAUUGCAAUGUUUCAUGUGAACAUUGUCUCUAUAUACAUUGUAGGUGUUGCGCUAAAUGUAUAUCCAUUGCAUUGUAUGUUACCCUUUAUCUUGAUACAACCUACGGAGAUGUAAUGCAAAUACUGUAGUGUUUUAGUCUGAUUAUAUGUCGCUACUCCCGCCCCUGCCCCCACCCACAUUCCUGCCUGUCUGGUCUGUUCUGGCGGUGGGUAGCAAACUGCAUCAAGGAAAAAGAGGAGGAAAAAGUCCAUAGAACUCUUUGCCAAGAAAAUAAACAAGAACCAACACGGGGCAGCCUUCCUCUUCCUCUAUUUUCCCCUUUUAAUAUUGUAAUUGGGAGAUAACUGCUUUGUUGGCAGCACUACUAUGUAUAUUACGGCGUUGUAGCUAAAUCAACUGCGUGGACUGAGUGGAAAAAGUAACAUACUGCGGUUGAUAUCGCUGCAAAGUGUGUGAAGGAGUGUAUUUGUAAAGUAUCAUCAUCAAGGGAACUGACAUCUUACGACACAUUGUGAAUCAGUGCGGUCGCAUCGCCAAGGAUGGAAAUAUUGGACAGUACUGAGUCCUUUUUACACUGGGAUAGGAAUCUCAGCGAGCUGUCGGAGCCUGGAGAAAACGAACAUCUCUUGUACAGCACACACUUCACAGACCUCCUGGAUGACUUUUCCCAGGAUGCUUUGCUGGGCCAGCUGCUGAGCGACCCUUUCCUCUCCGGCCGGGAAGGAGAGGCCAUGGAUGAGGGGGAGGAUUUUACCCCGUCCUCUCCGCUGCCGCCCCACAUCCAGGCGGAGCACUCCUACUCCCUGUGUGGGGACUCCCGGCCCCAGUCGCCCCUCUCACAUCUGCCUGGGGAGCAGGGGAGUGAUGCAGAGUCAGACGGUGAGGAUUGGCCCGUGGAGCAGGAGGAACAGAUGGAGGUGCUGCUGUGUGACCCUCCAGCCUUGCUGCCCACCCUAACCCUCUCCCUAGCACCCGAGGGCCACAUCACUGAGGCCCCCGCCCCACCCGCCCCCAGCCCCAAGCCCAACCCACACACCGCCACACAGGGCAAGGCCAGCAAGGUGAAGGAGGUUGGUGAGAUCCAGAUCAAACUGGAGCCUCAUGAGGUGGACCAGUUCCUCAACUUGUCUCCUGAAGGUCUGGAGUCUCUGCAGAUGCCCCCCACCCCUCCCUCCUCCCACAGCAGUGACUCAGAUGGCAGUCAGAGCCCGGUACACGCCAGCACCCCCCAGAGCCCCUCCACCCCCACCUUUCCCCUCAGCCCUGCGCCCUCCCAGGCCGGCCUCAAGGUGUCCCUUCGCACACCCUCCUCCCUCUCCAACUCCCCUCUUCUCACCGCCCCACACAAGUUGCAGGGCUCUGGCCCUCUCCUGCUGACAGAGGAAGAGAGGAGAACCCUGGUUGCCGAGGGUUACCCUGUUCCCACCAAGCUGCCCCUGUCCAAGGCGGAGGAGAAAGCCCUGAAGAAGAUACGUAGGAAGAUCAAGAACAAGAUCUCUGCUCAAGAGAGCCGCAGAAAGAAGAAAGAGUACAUGGACGCCCUGGAGAAGAAGGUGGAGAACUGCUCCAAUGAGAACAGCGAGCUGCGCAGGAAAGUGGAGAAUCUGGAGUGUACCAACAAGACUCUAAUACAACAGCUGCUCUCUCUGCAGGCAGUGGUGGCAGGGAAGGUUCCCCGCUCCUGCAAAGUCACUGGCACCCAGACCUCCUCCUGCCUCAUGGUGGUGGUGCUGUGUUUCGCUGUGUUCCUAGGGAGUUUCUACCCCAGCCUGGGUCCCUGCUCCUCCAUCACAGAGACUGGCCUCUCCAGAGACAUGGCCAUGCAGGAGUCUUACACCGCUACAGUGAAGUCCAGGAGCCUGCUGUCCUAUGAGGAGAGAGGGCUGGACGAGCCACACCUUCUGGGUCUGGGCGGGGACUAUCCUGACCAAUUGGAGAGGCCCACGGUUGUGAUGGCAGCGUGGCGCUCUGAGAAAAAGCAGCAGAAAGGAGAGGAGUCACACAUUGCUGAGACACGCCCACCUUUCAGCAACAGCAGUGAUACAAAUCCACAGAAACCCCUGCUAUUAGACCUGCACAGGUCUCUGGAGCAGAGGGUGAAUGACAGCAGUAAAAUCAUAGAGCUGGAGAGGACAGUCAACGAGACAUCAUAGGGUCUACCUCUGAGCCCUCACCCCUGACCUUUGACCUUCCCUCUGCAGGAGCAGGAGAUGGAGGCUCUGUAUUUAUAGAAUCAUUUUGGAUAUCUUUAUUAUUUUAUCGUAUGUAGUUGUUCUUUUAUAUUGUGUUUUUAUUCCAUUCCAAUAGUACACCACCUUUUGAUAUAUUUUUGUGUUCAUACUUUGUUUUUAUUUAGCCUUUAUUUGUUUUACUUCUUUAUAUAUUUUAUGACAUCCUUUGCUUUAGGCAUUAUGCUCUGUUAUAUUUGAGUGAGUGGUAUUUUUUUCAGUAUUUCUAUGGUGAUAUUCCCCUUGAUGGUGGAGUUUUGAGAGUGGGCCCUGUAGCUCUUUGAAUACACUGCUGAUGUCUUCACAGUAAUAAUAUCAAAUCACAGUAAUAAUAUCAAAUGCUCUUUUCAUUCCAUAUUGGUUUCCUAUUGAUUUUGUCAGGAUGGAUUCAGAAUAUCACACUGUCCUUAAAUAUGAUUAUCUAUCAAAAGCCAAAGGUCUUCGUAGCAAAUCCUAUUUUUGUAAAUAUAAAUAAUAACAUAAUAAUGUCAGCCUACAUGUGUGAGGUCAGUAAAACGAUGUUGACCGUUUUACUCUGAUGUUGAUGGAUGGUUGUAUGUUGAGACAACCAAGCUUUAUAAUACAGCAUUAUGACAAAGUACUUUAUACCAGAUAAUGUGUGUGAGGAAUGUGUUGUUUCCUGAACUAAGUUACUUUCUUGCUGGGGCAAACACCAUGGUGGCCUUGUGAUGAACCAGGAUGAUGUUUCUGCUAGGUUACAGUCUCUACCACCUGCACUGUCUCACACAUACACACACAUACACACAGAUGAAUAGAACCAUAAGUGCUUUCUCCAUUGGCCAGCACCCUGCAGUCAAUCCACUCACACUGUGUCCCCAAAGAGUCCAUUUUAUUCUUAUUUAUUGUAUAUAAACUGUAGAGUCACAUUUUGCCUCCACAGGACCCAUCUUUGUCUUUAUGGGUUCUGUCCUUUUUAGUUUUUGCUUAAAACAAAUAAAUAUUUUCCGUAGUAAAAGCAUCAA